This is a messenger RNA of Vicia faba (fava bean), 351 nucleotides long. The record is from the annotation of a GenBank genome assembly. NCBI's taxonomy places the organism in Eukaryota, Viridiplantae, Streptophyta, Magnoliopsida, Fabales, Fabaceae.
AUGGAGCUUGGAUUUGUGUCGACGGUGAAGAGUGGUUCACCAUCAUCAUCCUCGACGAGUCCAAGAAAGAGUGUGGCUGAAGUGGAUUUGCAAGAGAGAAUCACUAAGAAAAUUAAGGAAGGCAUUCAUGUUAACCAUGGGGCUGGAGAGGUAGAAGCAUCAUACAAAGAAAUGGUUACUGGAAGGAGUGUUGAGAUGCAGAAUGAGGUGGAAGGUAGAGAAGAAGACAUGGUGGAUCGAAUACUAGGGGAACUCGAUGGUUUGGUGGUGGAAGAAAUCAUGAUAAGGGGAUAUGAAUGUCCGGACUUCGGGUUAUCUGAGAAAGAAGAAAGGAGAAUCCAUAGGCCAUGA